AUGCUUUUGGAUCUGCAAUUUACAAUCCUGGCACUCGGUAUUGGUGUGGGUACCUUCUUCGCCGGUCUCUACGGCAUGAACUUGAAGAACUUCAUCGAAGAAAGUGACUUCGGAUUUCCACUGGUCAGCAUCUCUUGUGGCGUCUUCUGCAUCGCUGCCAUCGUUUGGGGCCUACGGAAGCUUCGAAAGGUACAGCGACUCAGUAUGUGGGGCGAGAGCGGCAGUCUUUCGCCAGAAAACACUGGCCGUCGCGGUCGGGGCAGCUGGAGAGAGAUUGAUCCUCAAAGCCAGCUGUCUGGCGAAAGCAGAGUCGACCGGACUGUGCGCUGGAAACAAGACCAGCGAAUGAGCAAGAUGCAGGAAGGAUCUACGGAGCUCUAG
Molecule: messenger RNA, 381 nt
Organism: Aureobasidium musti
Lineage: Eukaryota; Fungi; Ascomycota; Dothideomycetes; Dothideales; Saccotheciaceae
Source: the annotation of a GenBank genome assembly